CUCGGCUUCUACUCUCAUUCUCAUUUCUACGCUGGCCCUCACUCCCCAUUUCACUGUAGACACCCAACUCAUGUGAUCGUGUUUACGAUGCAGCGGCCGGUGUUACUCCCAACAGGCAGCAGCUCGUCCCUCUUCUUCCGUGCCCACUUCCCACGGUAUCGCCCGCCGCGUGACGUAUUGCGGAUUCUCCCCAUUCUUGGCCCCUCCCUUUGCACACGCCAGAUGAGAAAGAAGGCAGCAAUGUCAAUGGCAAUGUCAAUGGCGCGGGCUUGGAGAGGAGGAAGGCGCAUUGAUGCAGACAUACGGAAGGCGCUGCCGGCUGUUCUUGGCAUUCGCCAAUUAAGCGUGUUAGUCAUCAGGAAGUCGUCGUAAUGCUUUCCCAAAUUUUCCACCAGGGUGGAACCUCUCACCCCCCCAAGCGGGCCAAGGCUCUCCAGUCACUGGCUGCCGCUGGUCGCUGCUCCCUUCCUGGUGGUUUGGUGUGGUUUGGUUUGGUUUGGCUGGCCUCGCUUCUACCUCCGCUCCCGAGGAGCUCCUCCUUCUCCCUCCCUCCCCUCCCUCUCCCCCAAAAAGGGAUCCAAGACCAAUUUCUCCUCCCAAGACCCGACCAGGACCCAAGACUUUUCCUCUCCCCCCCCUCCCCUCCUCCAUCUCUUCCAAGACCAAGACCAACCAGCAAUACCCGCCGCGCGUCUGUCCCUCUCAAAUCAUCCAUCUCAUAUUGGUCUUGUUCGCUCCCACCAUCCAAUAUUCAAGAUCCAAGAUUCAUUCAGCUUACUCGACCUGCCGGACGUAUUUCAAUGUUUAUUCCGGAUCUGGGAGCCCGAUAUUGAAUUACCAAACCGCUCAUCGGUCCAAAUUUCAGUUGCGCGCGCAUCUUCUCUCUUGGUCCUUCUUUCCGCUUACUCGACGUAUUUUCUCCGUGAGCCAAAAUGGGCGCCGCCGAGCAGCAGCAGCAGCAACCACCCAGAGUCCUCAUCCUCGAUGGAGGCCUCGGCACCUCGCUCGAGGACAAGUACAACAUCAAGUUCGAGUCCGCCACCACGCCUUUAUGGUCUACUCAUCUUCUCGUCGACGGCCAGGAUACCCUACUGGCUUGUCAAAAGGACUUUGGCGAUGUGCCCGUCGACAUUAUUCUCACUGCCACAUAUCAGCUCUCCAUCCACGGCUUCGCCAGUACUCGCACUGCCAAGUAUCCUCAAGGUAUCGACCGGGCCACCAUUGGCAACUUUAUCCAGGACGCCAUCCGCAUUGCCCACGAAGCUGGCCGCACCCAAGCCAGCAAGACGGCCCUCAGCGUCGGUCCCUAUGGUGCCUGCAUGAUCCCCGGACAGGAGUACAGCGGUGCCUAUGAUGCCGAGCACGACUCGCUCGACAAGCUGCGCGAAUGGCAUCUUGAGCGUCUGCAGUUGUUUAAGGACGCUGGCGCUUUCGCGUCACCCGUCAAUUAUGUCGCCGUCGAGACUAUCCCUCGCGCCGACGAGAUCAAGGCUGUGAGACAGGCCCUCGACGAGAGCGGUGUUCUUGCCACCCAAGCAUCCAUUCCCUUUUGGAUCGCUUCCCUCUUCCCUCGCGAGGACGAGUGCCUGCCUGACGGAUCUUCCAUCAAGGAGGCUGUGACCGCCAUGCUCAGCCCCGAUGUCGCAACAAGCCGCCCCUGGGGUAUCGGAAUUAACUGCACCAAGGUUUGGAAGCUCGAGUCUCUGGUCAAGGGCUACGAGGCGGCCGUCCAGGGUCUUAUCGAAGACGGCGCCAUCGCCGAGGCCCCGGCCCUGGUCCUCUACCCGGACGGCACCAACGGGGAGGUCUAUAAUACGACGACUCAGAAAUGGGAGCUUCCCGAAGGAUCGAGUCACCCUGCCACAUCGUGGGAAACGCAACUCUCCCAGGUGGUUGCUAAUGCCCAGUCUCGGGGAUUGUGGAAACAGAUUGUGGUGGGAGGGUGCUGCAAAGCAAGCCAUUCUGAUAUUUCCCGGCUCCGGACCGCGGUGAAUGGCCUAUCUCGCUGAA
Colletotrichum destructivum is the source of this 2010-nucleotide messenger RNA. Its product is annotated as Putative Homocysteine-binding domain-containing protein. The transcript has a single exon. Gene Ontology annotation, biological process: S-methylmethionine cycle. The record is from RefSeq and is a predicted model, not a curated record. Bases 933 to 2009 code for a protein of 358 amino acids. NCBI's taxonomy places the organism in Eukaryota, Fungi, Ascomycota, Sordariomycetes, Glomerellales, Glomerellaceae. Gene Ontology annotation, molecular function: S-adenosylmethionine-homocysteine S-methyltransferase activity.